This is a messenger RNA of Hevea brasiliensis (rubber tree), 595 nucleotides long. Its product is annotated as ethylene-responsive transcription factor 13. The transcript has a single exon. The record is from RefSeq and is a predicted model, not a curated record. Bases 5 to 595 code for a protein of 196 amino acids. NCBI's taxonomy places the organism in Eukaryota, Viridiplantae, Streptophyta, Magnoliopsida, Malpighiales, Euphorbiaceae. Gene Ontology annotation, molecular function: DNA-binding transcription factor activity; DNA binding. Gene Ontology annotation, biological process: regulation of DNA-templated transcription; ethylene-activated signaling pathway.
GAAAAUGAACGGACCGGGCAACUCGGAAUCUAUCUUCACUCUUCUCGACUCGAUUCGGCAGCAUCUCCUCGCCAAUGAUUUUGAAACUGCUGCCACGAAUUCAGUUGAUACCAUCGCCAGUGCCAGUGGUUCCCAUUGUGACCCCUUUAACGUUGAGUUGUUUCCUUCUCUUCAGCUUGACUCCACUGUGACGAUGGUGAAACGGGAACCUCUGCAUUUAUAUGUAGCAAGUCAAGUGGCGCUUGUACGUGAGAAUCACAUGCCGCCGAGGCAGAGGAAUUACAUUGGUGUCAGGAAAAGACCUUGGGGGACAUAUGCGGCUGAGAUUAGAGACCCUAAGAGGAAUGGUGCUAGAUUAUGGCUAGGGACUUAUGAGACGCCUCAGGAUGCGGCUCUGGCAUACGACCGAGCUGCUUAUAAGAUGCGCGGCUCAAAAGCUAAGCUUAAUUUCCCUCACUUGAUCGGCUCAGACGAGAAAAUAGAGACUGUCAGAGUGACCCACAGGCGCCGUUCGCCUGAGUCUUCCUCUUCAGAAAGUGGGUCGCCGAAGCGGAGAAAGAGCACACGUGUACACAGUACACUGCUCAAUGCCUAA